Symbiodinium pilosum is the source of this 933-nucleotide messenger RNA. Lineage: Eukaryota; Dinophyceae; Suessiales; Symbiodiniaceae. The record is from the annotation of a GenBank genome assembly.
AUGUUGCGCUUUGUGCAGCUUGUGGUGUCCGCGGCAUCCUUGACCGCUUUGUGGCUUUCGCCGCCUUUGUCGGGCAUCAGGGGGGUGCGCGAGGCCUGGCCCGAGCCUCGCAGGCUCCAAGCCCUUCAAGAAGCAGAGCCAUGGGCAGCCCAUGUCCCGAAGAACGACACUCCGGAAUAUCCGGAGCUUAUUGUGGAGGCGCCUGAGGGGGUGCCCCGCUUGGCGAACGCAAGUGCCAAGGUUGAAGGGGCCUUGGCGGAGAGAAGAUUGCUGUUCAAGUUUCCGGAAGCGGACCCGGACGCGGUAAAAGAUGCAAAAAGUGAAGUCAGGGCCGGGAUUGGCGGCACCCUCGCGUUGACCAUGACCUACUUUGCCACCAGCGGCACGGACUGGGACAAGGAGCAAAUCAACGCCGUCGUUCAAUCUACCAAGUCCGUCUUGACUGCCGUGGGUACAAUGUUUGGACCCAAAGGCAUGUUGCUUGCUGGUGUUGCGGGCGGCAUUUUUGACGCUCUCAACCCCUUGGAAGAUGACGACGAUUUGGACCAGAAGCUCAGGGAACUGAAGGAGGACCGUGAAAUCAAGGAAGAGAUCGAUGACAUGAUGGACGAAGUUUUGAUGAGGGAGCACAUUGGCAAAAGAGCAAUUGAGAUCGACCAUUUCGUGAAGCAGUUGAACUGGGCUUUUGAGGCCAUGCCUCUCUUGGAUGGCUCGGCCAGGCUGUCAACAGCCCUUGCUCUGGAGAAUGAGGCGGCAAGCCUCAGAAACGUUUUGUUCUUCGAAUGCUUCAUAGGGACGCACCGAUCAACUGAAGGCCGGUAUAUUCCUUCUCCAGGACCUGAUGGUGGUGCACAUACAGCUGAUGUCCGAGAUUUUCGAGGCUGCAAAACACGCAGGCGUGCAGAAGGCCGGGCAACUCAUGACAAACGCUAG